Naegleria fowleri is the source of this 5175-nucleotide messenger RNA. RefSeq lists its product as uncharacterized. The record is from RefSeq and is a predicted model, not a curated record. The transcript is spliced from 3 exons. Lineage: Eukaryota; Heterolobosea; Eutetramitea; Acrasida; Naegleriidae. The coding region runs from base 1 to 5175 and encodes 1724 amino acids.
AUGAUCAAAAGGUUCCACUACGAAGACUCGGGUGUAGUGUUGCAAUUGUUUCAACGAGCAGAAGAGGAUUUGAGAGGAGAUUUAGAAGUAGCACUCCAUGCUCUCUCUGCAAAUAUUGAAUGUAUCUCGUAUUGUAUUGAAUUUUUAAUUCAUCACGAUGAUGCGUAUCGGAAAUUAUUAAAGAUGGCCAUUCGUGAUGAUGGGCAUUAUCUACAAUUGGUUCAAAAUACGGAGCUUGCCAAGGAUCGUGAAUUAGUCUUUUUAGCUUGUUCUUCCACGGCUGAGGCCAUUCAAUAUGCAGAUGAAAGUUUGCGAAAUGAUAAAGAGUUCGUUUUGAAAGUGAUCAAAGAGUGCCCAGGUAAUCCCAAUGCUUAUAUUGGUGAUGAUUUGACAAACGACAAAGAAGUAGCUCUUGCCUGUGUUUCUGUGGAUGGAGACGCUUUUCGAUAUUUUUCAGAUGAUAUUAGGAAUGACAGAGAGGUGUUUCUUCUGGCUAUCAAAACUGAACCAUGUUGUAUAUCUCAUGCCGGUGAUAAUAUUACGGGUGACAGAAAUAUGGUACUAGAGGCUGUGAAACGUGGUUGUGAUUUGAGCAAUAUACCACCUGAGUUUUUGGAUGACAAGGAAAUUGUCAGCCUAUGUCUCAAACGAAAUGCUUGGUCCUUCAUUAUCGUUGAAGAUGAUUUACGAAAUGAUAGGGAGCUUGUGAUGGAGGCAAUUAGAUGCGGCUGCCCUUUAUCACAACUCAAUCGUGAAUUCAUUGACGACAAGGAAAUUAUACUACUGGCCAUUAACGUUUUGGGAGGUGAGAAUAUACGCUAUGCCGAUGAUCGAUUGAAAAGUGACAAUGAUUGUGUUACGGCUGCUCUGGCGAGCGAACCUUCUGCACUAAGAUACCUAGGUCACGAGUUUAGAUCGAAUAGGAGCCUUGUGAUGAACAUUUUGCAAGAUCAUGGAUUUUUAUACGACUCAAUUGCUGACGAAUUGAAGGGAGAUAAGGAAAUUCUUUUAAUUGCGUUGCAAAGCUCAUUUCCUGAUAUUUUCAUGUAUGCAAGCGCAGAGUUGAGAGCAGAUCGAGAAGUGGUCCUUGAAGCGGUCAAAAUUAAUGGUGAUUGUUUGAGACAUGCAUCCAUUGAAUUUCAAAACGAUUUUGAAGUUGUCAUGGAAGCUGUAAAAUCUCAAGGUUGUGCGCUUCGUUUUGCCAGUGCUGAUUUGAGAAACAAUUUUCAAGUUUGUCAAGUGGCAAUCUAUUCCAAUCCCACCAAUUAUCACUAUAUUGGUCCUGUCAUGAAGAAAAACAGAGAGUUAGCCAUGCAAGCAAUUGACCUGAGUAGUGUCAAUUACAAAUAUAUGGAUGACAGUUUAAAACAGGAUGAAGAGCUUGCAUGGUUAGCUGUGAGCUCAAGCCAAUCAUAUGGUUUGAACGUGACAGAUUUUGAUGAAAUAUUUCAACGCGAUAGGAGCAUCAUGUUGGAAUUUAUGAAACGUCAUCCUUAUCAGCAUCAGUUUGAGCUAUUGUGGAAACCUUUCAGAAGUGACAUGGAGUUUAUCAUGCCCUGUCUGUGCUCCGAUGGAAACACAUUACAACAUGUUCCUAUUGCUCUGAAAAAAGAUAGAGAACUAGUCAAGACCGCAAUAAGAGCAGGCCUAUCCUAUGAACAUCUUACAAUGAAGUACAAGCAAGACAAAGACAUUAUCUUGUUGUUUGGUUCCAAAAGAAAUGGUUUACAUUUCUAUUCAUCCCUAAACGAUGAAUUGCAAAAUGACAUUGAGGUGAUUAAGUGUGCUUUGAAGUCAGGUGUCCCUUUUUCAUUCAUUCCAAAAGAGUUGCAAAAAGAUAAGAACUUGGCCAUGAUCGCUCUGAAACAUGACGUAUCCAACUACAAAUACUUGCUUUCAGAACUUGCUUCAGAUCGAGAAUUUAUUCUUGAUGUAGCAGCAAGAGCAGGCACACCAAUCAUUGAAUAUGGCAAAGAGUGGAACAAUGAUAAGGAAAUCGUUAUGCAAUGUCUUGCAAGAAAUGGAUAUGCGUUUCAAUAUGUUUCUGACGAGUUGGCCAAGGAUAGGGAGAUUGUUAUCGAAUCUGUUCGAAACGACGCCUCCCAGCUACAAAAGGUUGAUCAAGUGUUUAAAAAAGACAAGGAAAUUGUCAAAAUGGCCAUUCAUAACAAUGCACAUUGUGUUCGAUAUGCUGACCCUUCGCUCAGGAGUGAUAAAGACUUUAUCAUGCAAGUGAUUAUUGAAGGCACCACAUCCAUUUAUAGGUACAUUCAUGAUGAGUUACGCAAUGACAAAGAAUUACUUAAGAAGGUGCUGUUAAAGGAACCAAACAUGUUCCGUUAUGCAAGUAGCAACUUGAGGAAUGACAAAGAAAUGGCGCUUUUCGCUGUCACAACCAGUGGUUCAUUAUUGAUGUUUGUUGGAGAAGCAUUGAAAGAUGACAUUGAGGUCGUUGAACGAGCAGUUUUUCACACUGGAGAAGCAAUGAAAUAUGCAAGUACCAGACUGAAGAAAGACAGAGAGUUUGCAAUGAAGGCUCUUCGAUUUUCACCUACAUGUAUCGAAUAUGUGGACGAGAAAUUCAGGAAAGAUAAGAACUUUGUGAUGGAGCUCCUUGAAAUUGAUCAUUUCUUCUCAUAUGUAUAUAUUAACAGAUUGGAUCCUACCAUGAGACAAGAUCGAGAUGUUGUAAAAAAGGCUAUAGAACAAGAAGCAUACAAUUAUCAGUAUGCACAUUAUUCAUUGAGAAAAGACAAAGAACUGACAUUACUUGCUGUAAAGAAAAAUGGAUCCUCAUUGAGCUAUGCGCCUCUCUCUCUAAGAAAAGACAAACAAGUUGUUUUGACAGCCCUUAAAAACGACCCAUUAUCUUUAAAAUUUGCCUCACCUGAGCUUCAAGACGAUGAGGAACUUGUGGAAAUGGCUGUAAGACAGAAUGGAGAUGCUCUCAGACAUGCAAGCGAAAGACUUCGAAAAAAACGUGAUUUAGUGUUAAAAGCAUUCAAAUAUGGAACCGAUUAUGGCACUACUCCACUCAUCAAUCUCAGCCAAGAAUUUAAAAACGAUAAGGAGGUUGUAUUGUUAGCUGUCAAAAAGGCUGGUCUAUCAUUAGAGUUUGCACAUUCAUCAUUGCAAAUGGAUCGAGAGGUUGUUUUGGCAGCCGUGAAACAGAAUGGAGAAGCCUUAGAAUUUGCAGCUUCUCAUUUACGGAGCGAUCCUGAAAUCGUUCGAGAAGCAAUAACGCAAAAUGGUCGGUCACUCGCUCAUGUCCAUGGAAAAAUUGACAAAUCAUUAAUGAUUCUUGCACUCAAAACGUAUUAUUUCGACCAUGUGGACAUUGACAUGGAUUUGUUAAAAGAUGAAGAGGUAGCGUUGGAGAUUGUGAAAUGUCGCCCAUUUGAAUUCCGUUAUUUGAACAAAGCAUUACGAUACAAUAGAAAUAUAUUGCUUACUGCUCUCAAGUCGCAGCAUGAUUCCUAUUUUUUCACAUCACCAGAGUUGAAAGCAGAUAAGGAAGUCAUUUUACUGGCUGCUUCUCAAAAUGAACAAGUGUUAGCAACCUGUGCUGAUGAUCUUAAGAAGGACAAAGCUUUCGCGUUAGAUUUAGUCAAAUUGAAUGGUUCUGCAUUUCGCCAUCUUGAUGCCUCGCUCAGGAACGAUAAAGAGGUCGCAUUGGCAGCUGUUAAACAAAGUCCAAAUGCUGUGUUUUAUCUUGGACCAGACAUGUUAAAAGAUAGAGAAAUCAUUUUUACAGCCAUCAAGACAGGAAGUGCAUUGAUUUUACUUGCUGCAGAUGAAGAGUUUAGAAAAGACAAGGAAAUUAUACUUCAAGCCAUCAAAAGAGAUCCUAAAUCCAUGAUUCGUGUUAAUGGCCUUGGUGUGUUCAGUGAUAAGGAAUUAAUGAAAAGUAUAAUCUUGUUGCAUCCUGAGGUGUUACAGUACGCUUCUGUUGAGCUGAGAAUGGAUAGGGAAUUUGUGAUGAACAUUGUUAAACAUUGUGGACGUGCACUGUUAUUUACUGAUCCAUUAUUCAGAGAUGAUCGCGAAAUUGUAUUGCUAGCUGUUUCCAAUGAUGGAAAUGCAUUAUCGGGAGCAAGUGAUCGAUUGAGAAAUGAUGUUGAAAUUAUUACACAUGCAAUUCAAAAGAAUGGUGAAAGCUUGCAGUAUGUCACCUGUCCUAAAGUGAUCCAUGACAAGAAGUUUUUAUUACAAGCUCUUGAAAGUGCUGAGGAAGCUUAUUUCCUUACAAAAUGGGACAUUCAUCAGCUCGAUAGGGAUAUUGUGUUGGUAGCUGUAAAAAAGACUGGCAAUGUUCUUACCUUGUUACAUUUUGAUUCACUUUGGAAAGAUAAGGAAAUUGUGAUGGAAGCAGCAAGAAAUUGUCCUUCCAUUGUCAUGCAUGACCAAUAUUUCAACCUGAGAGAGGACAGAGAAUUCAUGACAGAAUUGACAGAACAGCAUGAAAUGGCCAUAUCCUAUGCCUCAGAAUCACUUCAAAAUGACAGAGACUUUGCAUUGCAAGUCGUGAAGAAAAAUGGCCUGGCUCUCAAACAUCUCAUUGCUAAAUUCAAGCAAGAUGGUGAAAUUGUCAUGACCGCUGUUCAACAAAAUGGAAAAGCUCUUCCUGAAGGUCUUCUCAGCAGUGAUCGAGACAUUGUCUUGGCUGCUGUGAAACAAAAUGGAUAUGCUUUGGCUCAUGUGAAUGACGCAUCUUUAUUGAACGAUAGAGAGAUUGUUCUGGAAGCAGUGAAAAGUUCAGAUUGUGAAAGUACUUUGUACCAUGCUCCAUUUCGAUUUAGAAAAGAUUUGGAAAUUGUCAUGACUGCAGUCAAGCAUAAUCCGUCAGCGUUGGCCCAUUCAUUAUUGAAUCUUUCGGAUCAUGAAGAAUUGAUGAAUGAGCUUAUUCAAAAGAAAGAAUGUGCACUCUUUUUCGCUUCCUAUAGGCUCCAGCACGAUCGUGAAUUUGUUUUGAAAGCAGUGAAAUAUCAUGGACUUGCCUUGAGGUAUGCUCUUUCUAGUUUUGCUAAAGAUAAGGAAAUAGUCAUAGAAGCACUCAAUCAAAAUAUACAAGCAAUAGAUUAUGUUUAUUUGGAUUUUUUAAAUGACGAGGAUGUACAGGAAGUUAUUUUGGAGAAGAGAAGAAGCCAACAAGUACAUCAAAAACGUUUAAACUAG